UACCCACGGGGGUGUUGGAGUCAUCGUCCCUGGAGGUGUUCAAGGAAAGAUUGGAUGUGGCACUCAGUGCCGUGGUCUGGUUGACCACGGUGGUGCUGGCUCACGUGGGACUCGAUCGCCUCAAAGAUCUUUUCCAACCUGACUGAUUCUUGUGAUUCUGCAAAGCGCAAGCUGGCGGGAGAAAGGAAAUUAAUCCAGGAUGUCUGUGUUCUGCACUGUGAAAGCUGAGUCCGGAGACCAUUUAAAGGAAAAUAAUUGCAGAAAACAAAUAAAGAAAAGGAACCUGAAAGAACACACAGAGAUUUUGAAACAAGAAGUGUGAAACAAAUCCUUCUCCCGUUCAGGCCCCCAGCUGUGCAACAUGAUUGAGCCCUUGAUCUGAUACUUCCUCUGGAGGAGAGACAGGCAUCAUGAAACAGAGAUUUAUUUCAUCAGUUCAAAUUAUUUUGCAGCUUGCUCUGACUACAGUAGGUCUGACUGGUCAAUCGUACCCUGGAAAACCUCAGAUAAUAAGAUGUCGUUCUCUAGAAAAGGAAACUUUUUCAUGUUGGUGGAAGCCUGGCUCAGAUGGAGGACUUCCUAGCAAUUACACUCUGUUCUACAGCAAGGACAGUGAAGAAAAAAUCUAUGAAUGUCCGGACUACCUAACAUCAGGUCCAAAUUCCUGCUACUUCAAUAAAAACCACACUAAUCCCUGGACAACAUACAUUAUCACUGUAAUGGCAACAAAUGAGAUUGGAAGUAACAGCUCAGAUCCUCAGCAUGUGGAUGUAACUUCCAUAGUUCAACCAGAUGCUCCUGUGAACCUCUCUCUAGAAACAAACACAUCUGCUAACGUGUCAUGCCUUUGGGCAAAAUGGUCUCCACCCCCAUUAGCUGAUGCCAGUUUUAAUUCACAUGUAUAUCACUAUGAGUUACGACUAAAGCCUGAGGAAAAAGAAGAGUGGGAGAUAGUAUCUGUAGGAAUGCAGACACACUACAAGGUGACCAGCCUGCAAGCUGGGGUGAAGUACAUUGUUCAGGUGCGUUGCAUGUUAGACCUUGGAGAAUGGAGCGAGUGGAGCUCAGAAAGAACCAUUCAGAUCUCUAAAGAACAGUUACCUCCUGAAAAGCCUAGAAUAAUAAAAUGCCGUUCUCCUGAAAAAGAAACAUUUACUUGCUGGUGGAAACCUGCUUUGGAUGGAGGACUCUUGACCAACCACACUUUGCUUUACAGCAAAGAAGGAGAAGAAAAAGUUUAUGAAUGUCCAGAUUACAAAACUGCAGGCCCCAAUUCAUGCUACUUUGAUAAAAAACACACCUCUUUCUGGACCAUAUACAAUAUUACUGUGAUGGCAACUAAUGAAAUGGGAAGUAAUGUCUCAGAUCCUCAUUAUGUCGAUGUGACUUACAUAGUACAGCCAGAUCCUCCUGUGAAUAUAACUCUGGAAUUAAAAAAGUCAAUAAAGAGAAAACCAUAUCUGGUCCUGACAUGGUCUCCACCCCCACUAGCUGAUGUCAGAUCUGGAUGGCUUACCCUUGAAUAUGAAUUGCGACUAAAGCCUGAAGAAGGAGAGGAAUGGGAGACUAUUUUUGUUGGACAGCAAACACAAUAUAAAAUGUUUAGUUUAAAUCCUGGAAAGAGGUACAUUGUACAGAUUCACUGCAAACCAGACCACCAUGGAUUGUGGAGUGAGUGGAGCCCAGAAAUGUAUAUUGAGAUCCCUGCUGACUUUAGAGUAAAAGAUAUGGUUGUGUGGAUCAUUGUUGGUGUCCUGUCAUCUCUUAUAUGCUUAAUCAUGAGCUGGAUAAUGAUCAUGAAAGGGUACAGAAUGAUGGCCUUUAUCCUGCCACCAGUUCCAGGACCAAAGAUAAAAGGCAUAGAUACACAUCUGCUGGAGACAGGAAAAUCUGAAGAAUUACUGAGUGCUCUUGGUUGCCAUGGUUUCCCUCCAACAUCAGACUGCGAGGAACUACUGAUAGAAUAUCUGGAGGUAGAGGACAGUGAGGAUCAGCAACUCAUGCCAAGUCAUGACACUCCCAGUAAAAAUACAAAAAUUGUACUCAAGGAAACAGACAAUGACUCAGGCAGAGGGAGCUGUGAUAGCCCUUCUCUCCUCCCUGUGAAGUGCAGGGAAUCCCACAGCCUUCCAUCUACUCUUCAAACACAAGAUGUAAGAGCUAAAGAAAAGAAAGGAGGAAAGGGGAGCUGGGAAACCCAGUGUAUGGCUUCAGAACAGAAAACGCUCUCUUGUAAUAACAGUGAGGGUAUGAAGUCAUGCACAUGGCUGGCAGCUAAGUUACCCAGUAAUCAGGCUGCUAUGUUUGCCUACCACAGCACUGUGGAGGCAUUCAAGAUAACACUGAACACCACAAAUGUGAACACUUCACCAGUUUUGGUGGGAAAUGAAGAAAAUCAUCAGUCACUAUAUCCUCUUGCUGAAACUGUGUAUGAUGACAUGGAAAAGAUAAGUGAGAUGGAGUAUUCCAGAACUGACCAAACCACAGCGCAGGUCAGACAAAACCAACAUAAUGACAAGUCACCUUUCCUGAAUCCUAAACUAAUGGACUAUGUAGAAGUUCAUAAAGUUAGACAAGAUGAGGAACCAACACUAUUCCUGAAACAUAAAGAAAAUAGUGGAAAGACCAAAAAAUGCACUGUUCCAGGAACAAGCAAAGAAUAUACCAAGGUAUCAACAGUUGUGGACCACCACAUUUUAGUAUUAUUGCCAGAUCAUGGUGCCCAGAAUACACCUGUAUCUCAAGAACCUGUAGCAGAAACAUCUCAGAACCCUCAGCAAAGUCAAGCUGAGAAGAAUACGAGCUACAGCACAACAGCUCCAAGCGACUCCAGAAGAGACACCAGUGGAUCAGACUACAUGGACCCAUCUUCCUUUAUGCCCUCCUUUAAAUAAAUUUUCAGUGCAGCACAUACUUAGUAGUUACACACAGUAAAACAAAAUCACAUAGAAAACUGUUCUAUAAAAAAGCCUAGCCUUCAAAACUUAGCCUCUUGGGUGCAUUGUACAGGUAAUAAAAUAAUCUGUGAGUUGAGGUAAUAGUUGUGGGAGUAAAUCCUGGAUCAUUAGCACACAUUUCUGACACAGUGAAAUGAGGAAAUGCAUCUUGUCUGUAAUGAAAAAUGCACUGGAAAAUAAUUAUUCAGUUCUGCAAAACUUCAUCAGGUUGAUGAAGCCUGAGAAAGUACCACAGAUUCAACAAAGAUGAAAAUUUUUAUGGGUCAGUCAACAAACCAUAGUGAUCCUACAAUUCCUACAUUAGAUAAAUCAUUGCACAACAGUAUUCUUACCUAAAAUGCAUUUUCUUCUGAAUGCAUUCUGACACUUGAUUAAGUUUCCUUUAUCUUUUUUCUCAGUCUUUGAGAAAAAGGAGCUCUGUACAUGACAAAUCAUAUAUAAAGGAAAAUAUAUUCUACAAAUUGCAGUAAAAUAACAAAUUCUUCUAAAUAUGUUUUUGCCUUGGUUCAAUGUGACAAAAAUCUGCAUCCCAUUCAUAUCCUAGUCCUGACAAACCAAAAUGAAAAAGAAAGCAGGAUAAUAUAUGAUAUACUGCCUUACUGUAUAUAAUAUAAAAUUUUACUUUAAUAUAAGCCCUUAUGUUUAA
Hirundo rustica (Barn swallow) is the source of this 3603-nucleotide messenger RNA. RefSeq names its product prolactin receptor (gene PRLR). Bases 411 to 2894 code for a protein of 827 amino acids. Gene Ontology annotation, biological process: cytokine-mediated signaling pathway. The record is from RefSeq and is a predicted model, not a curated record. Gene Ontology annotation, cellular component: membrane; signaling receptor complex; external side of plasma membrane. Gene Ontology annotation, molecular function: cytokine receptor activity; cytokine binding. The transcript has 15 exons. Lineage: Eukaryota; Metazoa; Chordata; Aves; Passeriformes; Hirundinidae.